Messenger RNA from Staurois parvus, 768 nucleotides. NCBI's taxonomy places the organism in Eukaryota, Metazoa, Chordata, Amphibia, Anura, Ranidae. The record is from the annotation of a GenBank genome assembly.
AUUUUGCAAAAAUCUAAAGUGACAAGUCUUGAAGACACCCUGGCCAGUCAACAAGUGGAGUUUAAAGCCAGUCGGGAUACCAUAGUGAAGCUGGUUUCAGAGACCGAGAAACACAAGAAAGCCAUAUCCAACUUUCCAACAGAGCUUAAAUCGCUAAAACAGGAGCGAGAUGAUGCCGUCCUAGCCAAGAGAACUGCUGAGAGAGAAAAGGAAAUUCUUCAAGAAAGACUGAAGGACAACCAUAAAGAAUGGGGGAGCCUACGCCAGGAGCUGAUGGAGAGGGAGCAGAAGAUAAACGAUCUAGACAGGACUCUGCAAACUUCCGGCUAUGAGGCUAAAUCUGCUCACAGCCUGCACCACAGUUUCAUAAGUCAGUUGGCCACCAUCCUCGGCAAUGGAUUUACAACUGUGCCGAGAACUGAGGAAGCUGUGAAGGAGCGGAUCCAGGAAAUCUGCCGCAGUGAGCACACAUGGAAGUCUACAUGUGAGGAGCUUCAACAGAAGAUCAACAAGCUCCACAAACAAGUUGAGCAACAACGGGAUUUGUACCACGAGGCCAUGGCAAAGUCUUACAAAUCUGAAGAACUGCUACAAGAACAGCAGGAUUCCAUGAAACAUUUACAAGGCAAACUAGCCUCAGAAGAGAUGAUUAAAGAUGGUUUUAACACUGAGAGAAAAAGGUUCAAGAAGUUCUUACUGCAGAUGGCAGAGAAGUUGAAUAUCAGCCAAGACAUAUCCUGUGAGAGUCUGAUUUCCCAGUACGACAUG